Molecule: messenger RNA, 6403 nt
Organism: Liolophura sinensis
Lineage: Eukaryota; Metazoa; Mollusca; Polyplacophora; Chitonida; Chitonidae
Product: acetyl-coenzyme A synthetase 2-like, mitochondrial
Exons: 14
Coding region: 148-1773 (541 amino acids)
Cellular component (GO): mitochondrion
Molecular function (GO): AMP binding; acetyl-CoA synthetase activity
Source: RefSeq, a predicted model, not a curated record
AUCAAAUGGUUUAUAAAUGGAUCAUUAAACGUAUCAGUUAACUGUGUUGAUCGACACUGUGAAGACAACCCUAACCGGAUUGCACUCAUAUGGGAAAAAGAUGAACCAGGCACACAAGAAUAUGUGACAUAUAUAGAACUGUACAACAUGGUAAACAAGAUGGCAAACCUCCUGCGCAGCCAUUGUAUUAAGAAGGGAGACAGAGUGGCCAUCUACCUUCCCAAGUCUCCCAUUGCCGUAGCAUCUAUGUUAGCCUGUGCCAGGAUUGGGGCCAUUCACAGUGUGGUGUUUGCUGGAUUCAGUGCCGACUCUUUGGCUGAUAGAAUAAAUGAUGCUCAAGCGGAGACUGUGAUCACGGCUGACCAGGGUGUGAGAGGUGGGAAGAUCAUACAGCUGAAGCGCCUGGUGGAUGAGGCCGUACAGAAGUGCCCCUGUGUUAGACAGGUGUUUGUGGCCAGACGCACAGGAGGAGAUGUGCCCAUGGGUAAACUGGACAUUCCCCUAGACAAGGCUCUGGAGAGUCAGUCCACUAAAAUACAGCCAUUGGAGAUGGACAGUGAGGACUAUCUGUUCCUGCUAUACACCUCUGGGAGCACGGGCAAACCCAAGGGCCUGGCCCACACACAGGGGGGCUAUCUCACAUAUGCCAACAUCACGCACAAGCAUGUGUUUGACUACCAGCCAGAGGAAGUGUUUGGAUGUGUGGCAGACAUUGGCUGGAUCACUGGUCAUACCUACGUGGUGUAUGGUCCACUGUCUAACGGAGCUACCACCCUGCUCUUUGAAAGCACACCCACAUACCCGGAUCCUGGUCGUUACUGGGAGAUGACUGAGAGACUGAAGCUGAAUCACCUGUAUUUGUCCCCAACGGCCCUUAGACUGCUCCUCAAGUCCGGGGACUCUUGGGUACAAAAGUAUGACCGUUCGUCUCUGAGGGUGCUUGGUUGUGUUGGAGAACCUCUUAACCAUGAUGCUUGGGAGUGGUAUUAUAAUGUGAUCGGGGAGAAAAGGUGUGACGUCAUAGACACCUGGUGGCAGACAGAGACAGGAGGGAUAUGUAUUUCACCUCGCCCAUCUGCACCAGGGGCUGAAAUACGCAGUGGAAUGCCCAUGAGACCCUUCUUUGGGAUUGACCCUGUUCUUAUGGAUCAGAAGGGUAAUGAACGAACAGGAAGCAAUGACAAGGGUGGACUGUACAUCCGCCACCCCUGGCCAGGCAUGGCUCGUACAAUCUGGGGGGAUCAUGAGAGGUUCAUGUCAACAUACUUGACUGUAGCACCAGGUAUGUAUUUUUCUGGGGAUGGAGCCCGCAGACAUGAUGGGGAGUAUUAUCAGAUCACUGGGCGUAUGGAUGAUGUUAUCAACACCAGUGGCCACAGACUGGGUACAGCAGAACUUGAAGAUGUCAUUGACGACCAUGACGAAGUGUCAGAAUGCGCUGCUGUGGGUUUCCCGCAUGACAUUAAAGGAGAGGGUAUAUAUUUGUAUGUGGUGCUCAAAGAUGGUGUGAUGAAAUCGGAGGACGAACUCAGAGCAGAAUUCAAUGAUCUGGUUAAGAAACGUAUUGCAGCCUAUGCCAUGGCAGAUAUGAUACAGUUUUCCCCAGGGUUGCCGCGGACCAGAUCAGGUAAGAUCAUGCGGCGGAUUCUCCGUAAAGUGGCCAGAAACGAGUCAGGUGAGUUGGGCGAUACAUCAACCCUUGCUGACCCCUCUGUGGUGGACGUCAUCGUCAGUAAUCAUGAACAGCUGCUGAAAAACGGCUCAAAGGAAUAGAGCCCACAUACAGUGCUCAUGACAAUUUAGCAAUAGUCUUUUGCGAAACUUAACAGCAACUUUACACUAUAAUCAGGAAUAUGCUCUUACUGUAACAUGAUUUAAUUCUAUGCAGAAAUAAUAUUCUGGUAUGUUUUAUCAUUUUGUUAUUAAUAUAUAUCAGGUCAAUGUCACAACCAGUUGUCUUAAUCUACUAAUGGAUCAGUUUGUACCGGUACAUGCAUUGUAUUUGCCAGCUUUAAGUCAUACAUGUAUAUAUGAACAUGCAUCAGACAUCUACAGUCUUGCUUUAGUCUGUUAGUUAAGGGAUAUCAUAUUUAUCUUGAGCAUCCAUAAAGCUGUAAGUGUAUUAUCACAUAUCAUACACUCAGUUGUACAGGAAAGGAAGAAGAGGGCAUAAGGGGAGGCAACCCACAUGUACUUGAUUUUGUGCAUCUUCUGGAAAACUAAAUAACUCUGACAGUUAAAAGUAAACUUUAGCCUGCCGUGACUUGUAAAGAAGUAGCCAAGGGCACUGUACACUGGUUCCCUCCACAUUUAAAUGUGAUCACUGUGGUAUAAGCAAAAAGCGAAGAUAAGCACAAAGUUCUUGAGUAAGGCAAUAAACAUCAACCUGUUAAUGAAAUCUAAGUGAAAUGUUGAUAUUUUAUGUAUAUUGGAUAUUGGCUUUGCAUAGAGGAGUGCAUUGGAGUUUUCUGAUACAUAUCAGUUUGAUUCUACCUCAUAAUUUGCGAAUGAAACUUUUUAGUGAAAUUCUUCGCUCUCUUUGAAUGCUGUUUUAUUGUCUGCAUGUUUCCUUUCUAUUAAUUUUAUGCUGUUGUUGAAAUGUCAGAAAUAUGAUAGUAGUAAUUACAAAUUUGAAGACUGUGCCUUGAAAGACACAACAUUAGUAGAAUUGUGAACACAAUAGUGAAAUUCUUACUGUGUUUUUUCAUUAACUCCAUUACUAUCCCUAUUACUUUUUUAUGCUGUUGUUGAAAGAUUGUUAUAAUGAUUCUGAAAUUAAUUUCUUCAAAUUUUUAAGACAGUGCCUUGAAGGACACUAAACAAGUUGUGAUUAUAUCUUUCGGAAGAAAUUGUUUAAAUUUGUUCACAAAUUUCUUCAGGUAUUGUUACAUGUAUUUUUACCAAUAAUGUUUUCUGCAUAGGCAGAAACCAUCAUAUAUGCUCGUUACCUCGUUGCUGGUUUGACGAGUUUCUAUCGAUUGAUACUCAGGCUCAUUAUCAUGACAUGAUAUAAUCUUUUACACCAAACUAUAUGUCCUACCCUUCUGCAGAUAUGUUAGCUGUGUGACAUCAUGACUGAGUUAUCUGAUGUUGAAAGCAUACUCACAUGUUUGUGAUGAGUGACAGUGUUUUAAAUUGUAUGUGUCAAUACUCUGAGGCCUCUUGCACUAAGCAAUCGUUGGCUAAGUUGAUUGUAACUACCAUGGCAACAUAAAUGUAUGUUUUUAACAUGUUUUGUCAUCAUAGUUACAAUCAACUUAAGCUUCUGUCGUGGUGUUGAAUGAAUGAAUGCUUGGGGUUUUAACAUCAUACUUAACAAUUUUUCAUAUGACGUCAUAUGACAACAAGGAGUCAUUAUGUGUGUGUAUAUAUAUUGUGUCUUCUUGUGGCUGGGCGAGGCCAUGCUGGCAGAGUACUGCUGCCACUGAAGUAUCAUGCCUAGGACACCAGAUGUGACACCCCAUCCAGUCACAUUAUGCUGACACUGGGCCAUCCAGACCUGUUUCCUUGCUGUAACCUCUUACUGAUGAUUGCCAAGAGAGGCAGCAACAAAUUUUCAAAUCUUUGUUUUGACCAAACCCUGGUUUGAUCCUAGGGUCUCCUGACUUCGAGGCAGACUCUCUAACCCUUAGGCUAUGAAAGCGGUUCGCUUUGUUGAAGUGGCCCCAGAUGUGAACAAGUUGGUAAAUGCUUGUCUGAAAUGUGGAUACUUUUUUCAAUAUUCAUGGCUGGAGUUUGCUCAUAAUAAUGUAUGCAUCUGUCUGUGUCACCACUGUAUUAACGAAUCAUUGUUGCAGUGUCCGUGUUUGACUUGUAAUAGCAUGCAUAUCCGGUACUGAAGGAGAAAAAGUAAUAAUCAGAUAUUGAACUCCAUUGGAAUAAGAAGCUGAUCUUAAAUGUGUUUUUGCAGGUUUGAAUAGGACUUUACUCAGCCCAGCUUCUAACAGUGUAUUCGGCGGUGAAUAUUCAGAUUUAUAAAAUAGUUUGUUGUUUGAGUAGGUACCAGAUCAGAUGUUGAAACAGUCUUGCCACAGAAAUAUUACUUAACAUUUCUGUGAUAUUAUUUUGAUUACAUAUAUGCAUGUGUGUUUAUAAAGAAUUGUAUUCUCUUUAAAGCAUUACUUUCUAAUUCUUGGGUUUCUUUCGAUAGACAUUACUUCUGAUGAUAUUAUAUGAGGCUGUGAUGAAUCCAAUAAUAUUAGUGUGCUUGUAAAUCUGGCGGUAACUGUAGGUUUACACCUAACCUGUCAGUCAAUCGCAAACCAGUUUUUCAGACUCUUUCCCAAAAGGUUUUUGGAAUUUAAUUGAAACUUGGUAGAUGGUUUUACCAUGAUAAACUUACUGAGGUCGAGUUUCAGGCCAUUGUAUCCAAAUUUGACGAAAUCACGGCCAUUUUUGUCCUCUUUCUGACUUCAGAAGUUUUCCAGAUGUUGUGUUUUUUGAAUUGAAACUUGGUAUGUGACUGCACCAUGACAAGUUACAGAUCAAAUUCAAGUUUUUGUCUUUUUUUAGUGUGACGUUUUUUCUUCCGUAGUGGAUUUUAACAUGGCUGAUAUUCUGACACCUCUAUCCUGUAGGCGACGUAUUUACUACCAGGUUGCAUAUUAUUAUCGGUGCAUUCAGCAAUACAAACAUUUACUCAUUAUCAUAAUGUAUAUAGUGACAGCAACACAGUAAUGUAUAUUAAUAUAAGUAUACAUACAUGCACACAUACUAAAUACUGAAACUAGUUAGCUGUGAAAAGUGAUUGUUUAUGGUAGUUAUUUCAUUGCAAAGAUUACCUUCCAUAUAGUUGCUAUACAAUAAUGUAUAAACAUUGACAUUAAUUCAUUGCAAAGGUUGCCUUUAAUUUAAGUGUUCUACUUUUAUUUUAUAUUUUCAGUAGGUUGAAAAUUUUAGGGUUAUGUUUUACCUUUCACUGCAGACUUAAAAAAAAAAAAAAGAAUGAAAACAGAACACUUUGUUGAAAUAUAACAGUUCUUAUGUUAUUAAUAUUUGCACAUGUAUAUAGGCCCCUACAUGGAUUGUACUUGAAGGUUUUGUUAUUAAUAUAUGUUAUCACAUAUAGUAUUAUGUUUUUUUUAAAAAAUAUUAUUUCUAUCUGUUAUAACUGUUCAGUCUCUCCUUUGUAAUUACAAAAUGGUGGAGGUAUAUAUUAUUUUUCAUUUAUGGGUUAAUAGUAACACUACUUUGUUAAAUGACACGUUUUUUAGCUCAAUAUUGGUUCAGUGGAUCAUUUUCAACAUCAUGUCCUACACAUCAGUGUGCAUUUAUAAAUUCGCAUUGAUGGAUAUAAAAUUGAGGAUAAUGGCAAUGUCAGAAUAAAUUCUUGUAUGUCAGUAUCUUAUCAUACACAGUAUUACAGGGAUGGUGUUUUUGAAGUUGAAUUUUUGUAAGAAUUUGUUGUUAAAUAUAAAAAUUGAGGAUGGGAGAGAGAGUAUAAGUUGUCAAUAGCUGAAAUCAGUAUUUGCGUGUCGACAAUUUAUUGUCGUUCCUUACAAUUUUAGGCAUGGCAUUUUUUAAGUUUCAUUUUUCCAAGGAUCAUUGUUGUUAGCAAAUACAAAAACAGAGUAUACGAGGAAAGGAAUACAAUUGUUGUCAUUAGCUGAAUAAAUUCUGGCGUGUCAGUUAACACAUUAUAAACAUGAUUUCAUAAGGUGAUAGGGUUAGUAGGUCAUCAAAUGAAUGAAUGAAUUCUUCAAUCAUAUAUUGACCUUUAUAUAGGCUAUUGGUUUCUAUUAUUGUUCAUCUGUGUACACAUGGCAUUUGUAAAUUUGACUAUUUUUUCCACUUGUACCAGUAAUUAUGGCUGUCAAAAGUGUUAAAUGCCCAGCUCUUGCAGCGAGGAGAUACUUUUAGAAUCUCUGUUCCCUUUUAAUGUUGAUGCCAUUGGCAGGGAAAUUAGGUCAAGACGGCACUAUUGCCUUUACUGUUGCCAUGGCAACAUGCGUUGUAUGUUGUAUGUUUGUCAGAAUGAUGAAUGAUCGUUGUACACAUAAAUACGAUAUCAAGAGCACAAUACUAUACAUUCUACCAGGAAGAUACAGGUAUGUUUAUCUGUCUUAUCUUAUGUUCCUGAAUACUAGCUCAUAUUUAACACAGGAAAGUUUACUCGUAUAACUUGCUCAUUUCAAUUUAGCAUCUGUGAUAAAAUUCUUAAAGCUUUGGAAUUCUAUGUACUCCAGUUUUUUUCUUUCUUCUUUAUAUUAUACAUGGAUUACAUUAAUCUGUAUGGGCAUGCAUACCUUAUCCAUGUUUGAAGUGUUAUCCUUGUACUCAGUCAUGUUUCAGAAAUGUUUUACUGGUAGGACGAUUCUUCCUUCGAGAACUGCUGAUGUUUCGUGGAGUUUAACUCCUCUGCAUAAUAAAUUCUAACCGCUGUGCAUAAUGUGACAUCCCAAUA